UCGAACCUCUUUACAAACAACCUCUGUUGACGUAGCCAUUAAUUAAAUGUGUCGAAAAAGGCAGAAACGGGAAUUAAUGUGCGUUUUUGGGGAAGGCCGAUCCAAUUUGCAUAUAUCGAGCAACUGCAUCCAAAACGUGAUUAGGAGAGAUGGCUUGGUUGGGGGUCGAUGCCUGGCCUGGUGCGAUUGUAAGCGAACGGGUUCAAGUUCUAAUUGGGAGUUCAUUAAAGGGAAUCGUAAAGUAAAUUCGCCGGCUAUAACAAGCCACUUUGUCGGACAGGCAGCCUGCCGGUUUUUGGUUUAUAAUCCAUUUAACUGACUCAACUGCUGACGGUCUAAAGUCAAAUUCUGUCAGGCUGAGACGCAAAAGCGGUUUACGGCAACAAAAACAUGAUACAUUUCAAUUGACGAAAGUGACUAUAUAAGUGGCAUCGUGCGCGGCUAAAUGGAUCAGUACUCAAUUGUGUUCGCCGCCAGCAAUUAUGGAGCUAACUCUCGCCCUCGUCCUGCUCUUCGGAUGUGCCGCCACCUAUGGACACGCCCCCGAUUUACCCUCGGGCAUCCAGAGGUGCGCCAUCAGCGACGAGCAGUGCCUGGAGAACGGAGUGAACCACGUGCUGAGGAACUACGCGCAGAGCGGCAUCAAGGAACUCGGUUUGAUUCCACUCGAUCCGCUGCACGUGAAGAAGUUCAAAAUUGGCCGUAAUCCGCACAGUCCGGUUAACAUUGAUCUGAGCUUCCACGAGAUGGACAUCGUGGGUCUUCACCAGGGCGUCGCCAAGCGCGUGAGCGGAUUCACCACUGAUCUCAGCCGCUCCAUUGAACUGGUCAUGGAUGUGCCAGAAAUUGCAGUCCGCGGACCCUACUCAGUGGACGGAAGAAUACUCAUACUGCCCAUUACCGGCAAAGGCAAUGCCGACAUUCGCCUAACUAAAACGAAGGUACGUGCACUGAUCAAAUUGAAGCGCGUCUCCAAGGGCGAUCAUCAAACGUACGCCGAGGUGGUGGACAUCAAGGUGGAGCUGUAUCCCGCCCAUGUGACUUACCAUCUGGAGAAUCUGUUUAACGGGCAGAAGGAUCUGAGCGAGAACAUGCACGCCCUCAUCAACGAGAACUGGCAGGACAUCUUCAAUGAACUGAAGCCGGGCAUUGGAGAGGCCUUCGGACUGAUAGCCAAGUCUGUGCUGGACAGGAUCUUCGGUAAACUGACGCUGGAACAGCUCUUUGUGGUCUAAGACCUUAGUACAAAUACAAUAAUUAGUCGAAACACAGUCGUGAAUAUUUAUUUGACUUUCAAAAUACAAAUGCAAAGCAAAUAGUUCACUGUUAAGUUCCUCAUACAAAUAAAACGUAGUUUCAAAAUAAAUUCAGGCACUCAAUCUUAUUGCUAGACUAUAAGUAAAAUACAGAUUUAUAAAAGAGAAAACUAGCAUCGUUUGUAACAUUGCCAAAUAAAUGUGAACACAUUUAAAAUAUAUCGAAUUGGAUUGUACAAAAUU
Messenger RNA from Drosophila santomea, 1499 nucleotides. Its product is annotated as protein takeout. The transcript has 4 exons. The coding region runs from base 483 to 1235 and encodes 250 amino acids. The record is from RefSeq and is a predicted model, not a curated record. Lineage: Eukaryota; Metazoa; Arthropoda; Insecta; Diptera; Drosophilidae.